Papaver somniferum (opium poppy) is the source of this 680-nucleotide messenger RNA. RefSeq lists its product as uncharacterized. The transcript has 2 exons. The coding region runs from base 104 to 397 and encodes 97 amino acids. The record is from RefSeq and is a predicted model, not a curated record. Lineage: Eukaryota; Viridiplantae; Streptophyta; Magnoliopsida; Ranunculales; Papaveraceae.
UAUCAUUACUACCCUCCCUGAAUAAACAAAAGGUAGAUUCUCUUUUCCAUGUUUCUUCCACUUCUUCUUCUUCUUCUAAUCUGAUCAGAAAAAGGAAAAAAAAAUGCAUAGAUCAGCAAGUUUGUCUAGAACAUCAGAGGAAUUUUUCAUUCACGCAGCAUCACCAUCAUCAAAGAAUUCACUAGACACUAGUGAAUUACCUGUUUAUGAUCCUAAUUCUGAUGUUGGGAAGAAAGAAAAAUUGAGAAUUAAAUUUGCAGAGAAUGCUGUUCAUAUUAUUCCUGUAGUUCUUGUGCUUUGUGCUGUUAUCCUUUGGUGUUUCUCCAGUACAGAGGUGGAAAUGGUGAGUAAAGAUAGGUCGAUUGUUUCCAGGAUUGACAAUCGACGGCGACAUUGACGUUCAGAUAAAGGUACCGGUUUAUUAUCAUCAUUAGACCAAGAGGAUCCUGAUCCACGACCAAAAAGGGUUUCAAAACGUAAAGCUGGAAAGGGAAAAUCCGGAUGAAUGUCAGGCGGUUUAAGUACUACAUUUCCAAGUCUCAGUAUGAAUUCCAUGUUUUUGAGAAAACAUACACAAAUUCUUUAUUUUGUUUCUCUUUUUAUUCCUAAACACCCAUUUCUUCUCCCUGAGCAAAUCUUUUUGAUGGGAUUAUUAAAUUUUCCUUGACGAGCAGCUCAAA